Emys orbicularis (European pond turtle) is the source of this 741-nucleotide messenger RNA. RefSeq names its product C1q and TNF related 5 (gene C1QTNF5). The record is from RefSeq and is a predicted model, not a curated record. Lineage: Eukaryota; Metazoa; Chordata; Testudines; Emydidae. The transcript is spliced from 2 exons. Gene Ontology annotation, cellular component: plasma membrane; cell projection. Gene Ontology annotation, molecular function: protein binding. The coding region runs from base 1 to 741 and encodes 246 amino acids.
AUGGCAGCUGAGAUGAAGCAGCUCCUCUUCCUCUUCCUCGGGCUGAUCGCCAGUUCCAUCCAGAUCGAGGACAACAAGAUCCCGAGCCUGUGCUCUGGGCAGCCCGGAAUCCCAGGCACACCCGGCAUCCACGGAAGCCAGGGUCUUCCAGGCAGAGAUGGACGCGACGGCCGGGACGGAGCAGCCGGGACGCAGGGAGAGAAGGGAGAGAUCGGGCAACCUGGAGUCCCAGGUCCCCGCGGGGACAGCGGCAGCCCCGGCAUGAACGGUCUGAAUGGGGAGAAGGGGGUGCAGGGGGAGUGUGCGGUGGCUCCCCGCUCAGCCUUCACCGCCAAGCGCUCGGAGUCGCGCAGCCCGCCCUUGGCGGACCAGCCCAUCCGCUUUGACGUAGUGCUGAUCAAUGAGCAGGGCCACUAUGACGCGGACACGGGCAAGUUCACCUGCGAGAUCCCCGGCGUCUACUACUUCGCCGUCCACGCCACCGUGUACCGCGCCAGCCUGCAGUUUGACAUCAUGAAGAACGGCCAUUCGGUGGCCUCCUUCUUCCAGUUCUACGGCAACUGGCCCAAGCCCACCUCGCUGUCGGGCGGCGCCCUGGUGCGCCUGGAGCCCGAGGACGAAGUGUGGGUUCAAGUCGGGGUGGGCGACUACAUCGGCUUCUACUCCAGCAUCAAGACGGACAGCACCUUCACCGGCUUCCUGGUGUACACCUACUGGCAGAACUCCGCCGUCUUCGCCUGA